GAGAACAACAUUGAGGCUGGCGGCGAGGACGCGGAGCGGGGUGGCGUGAAUGUCGGGCAUCGCGGCGGCGCCUGCGGGCUGGGGUCGGCGGGUGCCGAUCCGCUGAGCGACGAGGGCCGGCAGCGUCGGGGUGGGCUACGAGACGCGGAGCCGAGCGCCGGCGCGUCGGCUUGUAAACAGAUGCUGACACGUGAUGUGAAGAGUCCGCAUUGUUUCGGAGAUCUUUCUGGAGAAAGACAACAGCCGGGCAAGGGAUUCCGUCGUGUUCGAUCCGCGGCGCCGGCGGCCCACCGACAGGGCCGCCGCCGAUCUGAAUGGUGGGGCACUUUCGGCUGCAGGGAGAAGGAGGAGGAGGUGGAAGCGUUCCGAUCAAGAUGGCUGGUCCAGCUCUAAACUUUUAACGGAUGUGGAUCUUAUUGCCUUUAUUUUCAAGCCUCCGAGGGGAUAAACGAUGUCGUUCGCCGUGGAAGACAACCUGGAGUCCGACUGGGUAGCUGUUCGACCCAACGCCUUCGACGAAAAGGAAAAACACAAGUUUGUUUUCAUUGUUGCUUGGAAUGAAGUGGAAGGAAAGUUUGCCAUAACGUGUCAUAACAGGACGAUUCAGAGGAAGAAAAUUGGGGCCAGGGACCAUUGCUCAAGAGGGGAAGAGGAGACCCAAAUGCCACAAGAAGUUUCGGUGCGGAGCCCAGUUCGAGGGCCUGCGGGAAUAAAGAGUCCAGCUCGAAAGGGGGUUGGGGUCAGAAGACCAACUCGAGGAAGGACCAGUAGCAAGAGUUCAUCUCCUGGAGAAAUUGGGGCCAAGAGUCUAGGGGCUGCUGAGAUUAAUGUGGAGGAGGGCAAAGUGGUAGAUUCUGCUCUUAAUCAAGUUACUGAAAAAGUGGACAACAGGGUCCAGGAUCAAGAUAAAGAUAAUGUAGUCCCAGAUGACAGCAGUUGGGCUGGACUGUUCUCCUUUCAGGAUUUGAGGUCUAUCGACCAACAACUUUGUGCUGUAAAUUCAGAGUUGGAGCCUUAUUUACCAGUAUUUCCUGAGGAGCCUUCAGGGAUGUGGUCAGUGCUGUUUGGAGCCUCCGAAGUGAUUGAUGAAGAUAUGGAUGUGCUUUGCUUACAGCUUCAAGUUUAUCUUGGCCAUGCUCUGGAUAUUUGUGGAUGGAAAAUUCUCUCUCAUCUCUUGUUCACUGAAAAUGAUAACCCCGAUGAAUAUUAUGAAAGUCUGAGUGAGCUGAGACAAAAAGGAUAUGAAGAGGUACUACAGAGAGCAAAGAAACGAUUACAGGAGCUGCUGGAGAAACACAAGGUUACAGAUGUCAUGGUGGAAUUGCUAGAACUAUACCAAGAAGAAGACGAUGCUUAUGCUGCUUUAUCAGAAGCAACCACAGAACUCUAUCAAUAUCUUCUGCAGCCUUUCAGAGAUAUGAGAGAACUGGCAAUGCUGAGAUGUCAACAGAUAAAGAUCUCAUUGGAGAAUGAUUAUCUUGGACCACGCAGAAUCGAAAGUUUGAAGAAGGAAGAUUCUGAUUGGCAAAGAAAAGCCCAGAGAGCUGUACUGUCUAUACAGGAUUUGACAGUGAAGUACUUUGAGAUUACAGCCAAAGCUCAGAAAGCUGUAUAUGAUCGAAUGCGGGCUGACCAGAAGAAAUGUGGGAAAGCAGCCUGGGCUAUGGCAGUAGAAAGGAUGGAAAAGCUUCAGUAUGCGGUUGCAAAGGAAACUCUGCAGCUCAUGCGAGCAAAGGAGAUCUGUUUGGAGCAGAAGAAGCGAACGCUUAAGGAUGAAAUGCAAAGUCUUCAGAAUAGCACAGAUGCCAUUGCACGGCUGGACUGGCUAGAAGCUGACUAUUAUGAUGUGCAGCUUCAGUUGUAUGAGGUGCAGUUUGAGAUUCUAAAAUGUGAGGAACUACUAUUAACAGCACAACUUGAAAGUAUUAAGAGACUUAUUACAGAGAAACGAGAAGAAGUUGUUUACUAUGACACCUAUGAAAGCAUGGAAGCCAUGGAAGCAACAGAAGAUAUGGCAUCAUCAGUGCUCCCACAGAAAAUGGAACUGGUGAAACUGCAGCAAAAAGUGCGUCAGCUUGAGGCUCGACGAAGUCGCAUUUCAGCCAAGAAAGCCUACCUCAGAAACAAGAAGGAAAUCUGUAUUGAAAGCCACAAUGACAAGAUGAAGCAGCACAAGCAUAGUGAAGAAUACAGAUCCCAACGUGCGGUGCAGCUGGAUCGACAACAGGAAGAAGACAAAAGUAGUAAAUGGGUUAGUCAAGAGCGACAGAGAACAUUGGAUAGAUUGCGAAACUUUAAACAGAGAUAUUCUGGGCAAGUUGUGCUGAAAUCCACGAGGUUGCGUUAUACAAAUAUCAGAAAGAAGGAUGCUGGUUUGGUCAGCAAAGACCAAACACUGUCUCUUCCAGUAACCGUAGAUGUACAAGAAAGAGCUGAGGAACCCCCUUUUACCAUGAAGGAAACAAAAUCUACUGCAGCAACAGAAUUGAGAAAUAUAACAAAAGAACAGGAAUGUGCUUCUUUCCAGACAGAAGAGGAUUUGUUGCAACCUGUUUCCAUUUCAAGCCCAUGUAGCAUUGAUGUACCUCCACCACCUCCACCUCCUCUACCACCACCUCCACCACCAAUGCCAGUUUGUGAAGACUCACCUGAUGCUCAGCAUCAAGUAGAGAAAUCUGCUCAGCCAAGUGACUGCAAAGAAAUAUCACAGUGUGUGAGUUCACCUACACCUCAGUUAUUUGACAGCAAGCAGCUACUAAAUGCCAGAAAAAAAUUAAAGAAAACUGCAUCAAGUGAUGAACUCAGAAAACAAAGAGUGAGCUCACCGAUGGAUGAAGUUCUAGCUUCUUUGAAGCGGGGUAGCUUCCAUUUGCGAAAAGUUGACCUGCGUUCUUUGCCUCCAUUUCCGGAUGAAGAUGACAGCAAUAAUAUACUUGCACAAAUUAGAAAAGGAGUGAAGUUAAAGAAGGUUCAGACAGAGGCCCUGAGAGAGGCUUCAAUAGAUUUGCAUGAUGCUGAUCCUCUAACACGCAGCAUUCACGAAGCUUUGAGGAGAAUUAAAGAGGCAUCCCCUGAAUCAGAGGAUGAUGAGGAUGAAGGCCUACCAUAUGCUGAAUGGGACAACUAACUCAUUGGCUAAGGCUAUACAGCACAUAAUUUUAAACAUAGCCUUCUGGUUCCUCCCAAUGACCUGUUGAUUUUUGUUGGUUCUAUAGAGGAGUGGGUGGCCCCUGAUUAAUAGAGCAAUGUACCCCUUGAACUUGUGCCUAAUAUGAAGUCACUUAAUGUCUAAACUAAUGGGCAGCAUAUAACAUAGCAUUUAAAAUUUCCACAAACUGAUGGGAAGUUUUGUGGCAUUAGUACGGUCAAAGGUUAAUAUUUUUAGUGUUUGUGAUUAUGUUGUUCUCACAUCCCAUAUGAUUAAUAUGCACUCCCCCCCCCCCAACCCCAGUGCUAAAUGGAGAGGAUAAAGAAAAUACCCUUGGUUUAAAACAAAACUCCAGAAUUCCUGCGCUGUAAAAGUUUGAGCUAGCUCAAUUCUAAUUUGAUACUCAAGUUACCAAAGUUUUUAAAUCAAAAAUUAAAAGCAUAUUUCUGUACAUUCAACAAAAAUGGAAGACAGAGUUCAAUAGCAUCAGUAAAAUCAUAUGAAAUAUAAAUUUUGGUUAGCUACAGCUAUUCUGUGAAUUAUCAUAUGUAUAGUAAAAAUUAAAUUUUACUGCAGUAAUGCAAUGAUUUGUAUCCCAAGCCAACCUAUGGAUUGCCAAUUGUUUGAUCUAGAUAAUUGCAAUAAUCGGUAUUGCAAAAUUUUAGUAAUAAAAGGGUCCAGCAAGGUUAAGAUGUAAAAUAAUUAACUACAAAGUAAUAAUUUUACAUUAUUUAAUUAUGUAGCACAAAUUUAAAGACUUAUUUUUGAUCAGUCGAUUAAUUAAGUUGUAGGUUGAGUGAUUUAUGUUCAAAUUAUCUAUAUGUGCAAAACAUUUCAGAACUUAGUAUUUCUGAAAGAUUUCAUUAAGAACUUUCAAGAGAAGACUUAACCAUGUAUCACACAUUUUGACUUACAAAAAUUGGAUAUAUCCAGAGUAUUUUAAUACUUAAGCUCAAUGUUAUUUAAUCUGUACAUUUUGAUUUAUUGUAUCUUCUUUCCAACAUUUUAAAAUUUGGCUGAAGUUGUAUUGGUUUUGACUACUUACCGAGUUGUAUGUGGAAAAGUACAUGGUUCUAAAACCUCCAGUGACAUGGCUGGAGACAAAAGGAGCUUUCGGCAGGAAUAUUUUAAAUAACGUGUCGUACUACUAAAUUUGUGGAUCAUGUAAACUAAGAUAUCCAUUUUCUCGGCAUAUAUAUAAUUAUUUCUGAUAUCUGUUCAGGGGGAUAUUUUGUAAUGACGUAUUUGGGGGCUGAAACCACAAAUUAGUGAUUUACUCUGCAGUUGGGGAAGGCAGCAACAUAGACUUGACCAGAGAUAUGAGGAUAUUUAACUCCUUAUGCGAUAAAGCUGUCAGUUUGAUCUAUGAAUUUCUUUCAGAUUUUUGCUAAUACAGUAAGAAAACAGUGGAGUAGCAAAACUUUGUCGCAAUCCUAAUUCAAGUAGCAUAGUAUUAAAUAGUUUCAGAAAACUUCUUUAUGUGAGCAAAGGGUACAUUUAAAUCUAAAUCUAAAUUUUAAAGUUGAACUGAUAGAUUUGUAUUUAUUUUAUUUAUUACAUGUAUAUUGUAAACUUCUAGAAAGGAAAAUUGGGACAAGUAUUGGAUUGAUGGACUCCCUCCCAGCUUCCCCCAUUCCCACCCCACCCUGAUAAAAUUUAGUUGCCUUUUCCCUUGGACCAAGGUUAUUUAAGCAUUUGGGAGAUUUAUGAACCUGGCUUAUAUCUUGAUGUGACCAAUGUCGAAUAUCAAGAAUUUUUGAUCAUCUUGCAAAUUUACUGCUUCAUGAGUGAUUUAGUAUAUAUUAACUGUAGAGAACAAAGAGCAUAAUUUCAGGAAAAUCUGUUGGUUGUACCAGUAGAAAUGUAUUAUAGAAAAUAAUGUAUUUAUAAAUAAAUACUAUCCAUUAGAUCAACGACCCAAAGGGAUGAAAGUUGUCAAGUAAAACUUUGCCUGGGAGUUGCUAUGAAUUCUAAUUUGGGUAUCAAAACUGUUUUGCCACAUUCUUCCUUUUUUAAUGCACUGAUCAAAUAUGCCCUAAACUGAAAUGAAGAAAUUGUAACAACUUCUGAAACAAUAGGUGAAGAUGGAAGUAUCAUGUGUGGCUAUGAGUUUAAUCUUUUGUAGCUUUACACAUGCUUGUAAUUUAUAUUUCUUUGACCCAGGCAGUACUAUGAGGGUGUAUUUUUGUUUUAUAUUCUUGAUCAAUGUGUGCAUUAUUAUGAAUCUUUUGAUCAUUGAAUUGCAUAAAGCUUAUAAAAGAAUAAUUAUUUAUUUUCAUAAGCAUUCUGUAAGUAUUAGCAAAAUAAUUUGCUCGUUAAUCAGGUUUUCUUAUAACAAAGCCUGAUGAAAAUUUGUUUAUAAUGAAUUCUUAAAUAUAAGAUACUGUUAAAUCAUCCCUGGCACUGUGGUAAGAAUCUAACCUUCCAGGGGACUUAGUGGGUUUUCUGCAUAAUUCCUGAAUAAUCCUAAGAAAAAAGUAAACUUAUUCAUUUCUGACAUUGAGUAUCUUGCAUAGGAUUUAUUCCCAAAGGACGAGUUUAUUUAAAUCAGUAAAAUAUGGUUUGAAAAUACCCAAAUGACCACAAGUUGGCAGAUAAAGCACAGUUGUUACAAUAUUGUAUUAAAAAAGGCACGUUAUUUUACUCAAUUUAACAAAUUGAGAUAUUGUACAAAAUUUUUGUAUGUUCUUUUAAAGACUAUACUCACAUCAGUAAAAGAGUUUGUGCAAUUAGCUAGGGUUAAAAAAACAAAAACUGAUAAUAUUGGAGAUGUCAUCCAGAUUUGAAAAUGAGAAUAUUACAAUAGUAUACAUUAGCAUGUGUGGCCUUUGACAGACAGGGUAGGGAAAUGAAAGAAAAUUAGCCAAUUCCAUAAUUACAUCUUGAUUAUCCAUAAGGCAGUUUGGAAUGAUGUUUCGAAUCUCUAAAAUUAAGACUUAAUUGUAAUGACUACAUAAUGUAACUGCAGGCAGCACAUAACGUAGAACUUACAAUUGUUAAGCUGCUGUUACAGAUGCUUGGGAAAUGUUUAUAAACAUUUGAAAUAGUGCAGUGCUAUGGUUUACCUGCAUGUUAUUUUUUGGCACAGUGUUCACUUUGAUGUAAAUUCUAACCAAAUUGAAGAGCUUUUAGCCUGUGGCCAUCAUAUCAGCUAACUUUUGUAACAUCAGCAUUUUAAGUAGGAAUCAUUUCUUUAGCCCUCAUGUGAUUGCAGAUACAAAACUUAAAUGUGGGCCCUGAUAAUCCAAAAUAAUGCUUGUUACCGAAUGGAGUAUACAAACUGCCAUUUGUAUGAGAGCAGCAAAUUGCAAAGGAGGAAACUGCUUAAGUAAAUAAGUCUGUGCAAUUAUUAAUUUCAUGCAAGUGCAUUGGUGAUUUGAAUAUUAUUUAUAGGUUAGAUCUGUGUUUCAUGUUGAUAUCCAUCUUUGAAAUAUGAUAAAUAUCAUUCACUUGGUCCUUAACAGACUCGUAUGAUGUAAGGAAAAAUUAGCGAAUGAGUUUUAAGCACCUUUAGUUGAAAGUUACCUGUUGCUUACAAGCAUGCUGCACUAAUGAGUGUUAGGCUUAGAAUUACUCAUUAGCUGCAUUUCAUAUGUUUAGUAAAAGUUAUGCAUUGUAAUAAACUAUGCCUCUGACAUUCCCUUUUAAAAACAAUCUCUUCCAUACAUUGCAUAUAGCUAUUUGAAAUGGUGUUUUCAUAGACUUGUUUUAAAUUUGUAGUCUUUAAGUUCAGGUCAUCUUCUAGAUAAAAUUGAAUAGAUGUAAACCUUAUCAAUGAAGAUUAUCUUAACUUCAUUUCCAAAACCAUAAUUCUUAAUUAUAGACCAGAAUUAGUAAACCUGCUAUUUGUUGUGUUAACUGUACAUAACAUUACUGAAGGGCAACUUGUGAUAUUUGUUAUGAUAGUCCUGAUUUUGUUAAAAAUUUUCUAUAGAAGCAGUACAGAUUCUCCCCAGGUUAUGAACAGCUGACUUUGGGCACACCAUGCAUACAAAUGAGCAUUUGGGAUGGAUAGAUUUGGAUUUCCCAGCUACAAUGGGGUUGCAGACAUGGGCAUUUCCCCACGCCUCUGCCUGCAGCAGUUGAUGGAGGGAUGGCUGCUGGAGCGAACUGCACCCUGCUGGCACCCGUUCUUCCUGCACUUGCUUGACGUCCUGUCACAGCUGUUUCUGUUAUCCUCUCUCACACAAGGGUAGAAUGGACUCUUCUACUCCUUUUGGAAUUAAUGACAAGAAUUGAUUAUGAUUCAUUGUUUACAAAGCUUGAAGAGUAAUUCAGCAACCAUUUCUGAUAGCAUCAAUAAUACUAAUGGAAAUUAGUAUGAAUAGAAUAAAUUUACCAAAUCCAUGUUGCAAAGGUGCACCACCCUCGCUCAAUCUAUUGUGUUGAGCGCGAUCACAAUUAACUAUUUUCAAAUGAUGAAUAAUAUUUUCAGAUGAGGCAGGGCACAGAGAACAAUUAUACACUUUCUCUUUUUAUAUUCUCAUAAAGGUACUUAUAAGAUUCCCCUUUUAAGCAAAGAAUUGUGAACUCUUAAUACAUAUAAUAAAUGCAAGUUUAAUGUUUGUCAUGAUGUUUACAGAAGAUUUAUAAUGUGUACCCUUGAGUUAACCCAUAUAUUGCUGAUCUGGUACCUCUGAGUGCCAGAGACACAACUACAUCAAAUAUUGGGUCAUAGGUAGGAUCCAUUUAUUAUAACUUAUAAAUAGUUUAUAUCACUUUUGUUAGUACAUUCUAGAAGAGCUUGGUUGCAGAUGUCUGCUGGAUGAGUGUGUUGGUAAAUGAGGUUUGUUUAGUGUGUUCCAGGUUUUUGCUUUAGAAUGAGUAAUGCGUCCUGCAUGUAUUUUCUAAUGGCAGAGCUAUUAAGAGUUAUGAUGUUUCUCCGUUGCAGUGAAGGUCUGAGUUUUGAGAAUCUGGGCACAGUGGCUUUUAAAAGGUGCACUUGAAGUAUUGUAUAUUUUUGACUUACUAGAAAAAGAAGCAUGGUUCAAAAUGGCAAAGGACAAAUUUUGGAUUGGUGUCAGGAAAUUGUUGAAACAAAGCUUAAUAAACAUAUGAAAUGUUCUUCAGGAUUGUUAUAUGGGUACAUAAUUUUUGAAUUAAUCCAUGGAAGUUUUUGAUGUGGUGAAAGCUCUGUGUUCUUUAUGAAAUUGGAUGCAGCAGAUUAUUCAUGGUUAUCUAAAGUGAUGAAAUAUCAUUUUCGUACAGAGAACCAAUGAACCUGGAAUAUUUAUAAGAAAGUAGAUUAAGUAUCCUCUUUUGAGUUACCAUGCAUUGGAUGUUCAGCACAAGAAUCUGUUUAUAUGUAGGUCUCCUUCUCAAAAAGUUGAAUAAAUUGCUUUAGUUAAGACAUGCAUGGGAUUAUUUGCAUCCUGCAGUAUUCAUGUUGAUUUUAAUGGUAUCGUGUAUUUACCUGGAGAUCAUCAGUAUUCUGACACAAAACAAUAUUUCUGUCACCAGGUCAGUGCUUACUCAGCAGGUACGAGUUAAUAACCAUUCUGCUGUAAGAAUCUUGUGAUACUGAGAUAAGGGGAUCUAACUUGAAUUAUCAAGUUCACGUUUUUGUGGAUUACAUACGAAGAGUGCAGGCCCGGUCUCUUCUCCACGAACAGAUUGUCAUUAUGGUCUUAAGGCAGCAGAUUAGAUAAGUUUAGGAAAUUUUCCACUUUGAUGCUGCUUAGUAUUUAUGAGAAUAACUUGGAUGAAUUACUUGCAUUUUAGUGUUCAUCUGGUUUGAAUUUUUAAUUGUACAUCUGGUUUUAAAUGUUAACUAAGAUGUGUUGCUUAACUUCAAAAGUACUGAGUCCACAGAGUAUUUCAUUGGGAGCAAAAGGAAAGGAAAUGUAAACUCAGUUACGUAUUUGAAAUCACACUAAUGCAGUGUUGAGUUUGACACUGCUUCUGAUUUCAUUCUGACAUUUGACAUUCUGCAUUUAUUAUCACCUUUAUCAGAGAGCAAACAAAAAGACUUAACUGUUUGUGGAUUUAAGCUUAUGGCAGUAACUACUUUUUGGCUAAUAAUUAAAGUUUUAAGACAUUAAUUAGGAUUAUACCUAUUUAAUCAGUGUCCUGAUAUAUUGAAACUGUCAUUAAUCAAAUGAUCAAACCAUGGAGCACAUAGGUGGGGUUUUGGACAAAACUACAUGGAUGCAAACAAUGAAGUCUUACACUACAUUGACAAUUGUAGAACUAAACCGUUGGAAAAAGGUAUAUUGACCAUGGGUUUUCUUUUCCUCUGAAAUUCAAUGUAAUUUAUUUCUGCUGUGCAAACUGACAUUUAAUAAAACAAUCUCAUGUAAUAAAUGGAAAGCCGAGACCAGAGUGAGACGUGAUUGUAGCUGGCAAUAAAAUUAAUCCAUCCAAAAUAGAGGAUCAUACAGACAUCUUGAGCUUUUGAUGGUCAAAAUGUUUCCUCUAAGCACCUAUUAAUUUGAUGAUAGGAAUGUUUUGGUGAUUUGUUUUUUAAAAAAUGUUAGAUAUUUUAGAAACAAAAUAGUGAAAAGAUUAUCAAUGUGAAUUUAAAUAUUUUGCAUCAAGAUGAGUUAUUUUUGCAGCAUUGCAACUAAUAUUGCAUUUGCAUGAAAUUGAUCUUCAGAGAUGAGAGAUCUGUAGUUUGAACUGAUAUGCUUCAUUAUUUAAACUUCAUACAGUCUACAAGAUUCAGUUUGGAAGAAAGGCUGAUACCAAUUUUUGUUAUAAUGAGUAAAGAAUAUGUAUGAUACUUAGAAAACUGCAGUAGAUAUGCAGUUGGUGAGUUGUCUUUUUUAAUCUUCACAUUCUCCCAGGCAAAUGAUGGUUUGGUGUUGAAAAUGAAGAGCUAGUUGUACUGGUAAAACAAAAUGCAACUACAAAUUUUGACUUUUCUCUUACACAUAGUCAUAGUAUUUAAGUUGCUAUUCCAACUUCAGCAUCCAUGUAAAUAUAAUUUUAACGUUUUCUUUUAAAUUGCAUGCUUGAAGUGUUACUGAAUGAUUUAUUUUCCUUAAUGGUAGAAUAGUUUUCAGAGCCCAUGUGACUUCUAACAGCUCUAUAGUUACUGCUAAUUAGUUAUGAUUAGCAGUUGUGAGGAGUCCCGUAAUUGAGCUUGCAUGGAAGGGAUAAUUCAUUGACUCUCCCCUAGAGUGUCAGAAGGGAAGGAAUCUGGGAGUACAAUUUAUAAUUCUGAGCAUAAUUUUGGAGCUCUUUUUCUCUGGUCUGUGUUCCUAGUAAGAAAUCAGUUUAUUGCAAUUGCAUGAUCAUAGCAUUACCUCUGAAGAAAGAUAAUUCUCUUGGCAGUUGCUGCAGUGAUUGCUGCUUAAACCAGUCAAGAGCUCUCUGGUUCAUAUCAUGCUUUGUAGAGUUUGUUGAGUCACAAAGUAACACAAAAGUGUCUUCCCUUGACUGGUAGUUAAAAUAUUUUUUAUAUAAAUGACCUAAAAUUGUACAUCCAAAUCACCAGUAAUGCAAUAAUUCAACUGAAAUAGUGAUGUGUGUUUAUUUUACAGCAUAAUUGAAAAAUGGUCAUUUGAUACAAACUACUUUUUUUAAGUUUGCUUUUAAAGGUAGAUGAAGUUUUUAAAAAAUGGUGUGCAUUCUUUGUCUCCUUCAUGUGUUUUUUUUUUGGUGUAUUCACUGAACGUAUACUGUGUUUCAUGUUGUCUCAUCCCAAAAGUAAGCUGCAACUCAGCUCUAUGGUUUAACAUAGCUUUAUUUUGCACUUACUACAUAAUAUAUACUCUAUGGUUAAGAAAAGUCGUACUGUGUGAUGUGGUUCUACACCAUGCUUGUAAUGCCUAGGUUAUGGCAUUUACAAAUCUAACCGCUAAGAAGCUGCAGUACUGCAGUUUUCUGAAGGAAAUGGGUGAAGGAAAAGACUGACAAGAGACUGGCCUUGUGCAAUAUUUGAAUUCACUCGAAGAAACACUAGCACAAUGUUUUAACUUUAUGGCAUUUAACAUAUUUUUAAAAAACAAAUUGUAUUCUAAACGGUUAUAAUUAAACCUUAGUGCGUAAAAAAAAAAAUAACAAAUAAUAUUUAUUGAGCAACAUAAAUAUAAAAGAAAUCUUGAGACUUAAGGAUCACGCAGCAAUAUAAUGAAAUGUAAAAUACCUGCUCUAGUUGUCUUCAUUUUACUUUUAUCUAUUCUAUAAGACCUUACUUCUGUAUUUUAAUCUUGGUAUUAUGUUCUAGUUUAUUUUUACUGAUGUGUUUAAGGCUAAAGUCCUCACGCACUGUAAUCACCCUUUUAACAUUGCAUUCACUGUUUUGGUGCUGAAAUCUUAUUUCAUUCAAUAAAGUAUGAUAUUUAAUUUA
This is a messenger RNA of Hypanus sabinus (Atlantic stingray), 11441 nucleotides long. It is a transcript of the gene jmy, whose product is annotated as junction mediating and regulatory protein, p53 cofactor. Gene Ontology annotation, cellular component: cytoplasm; nucleus. NCBI's taxonomy places the organism in Eukaryota, Metazoa, Chordata, Chondrichthyes, Myliobatiformes, Dasyatidae. Bases 452 to 3127 code for a protein of 891 amino acids. The transcript has 10 exons. Gene Ontology annotation, molecular function: actin binding; transcription coactivator activity; Arp2/3 complex binding. The record is from RefSeq and is a predicted model, not a curated record. Gene Ontology annotation, biological process: Arp2/3 complex-mediated actin nucleation; 'de novo' actin filament nucleation; intrinsic apoptotic signaling pathway by p53 class mediator.